Molecule: messenger RNA, 942 nt
Organism: Synchiropus splendidus (mandarinfish)
Lineage: Eukaryota; Metazoa; Chordata; Actinopteri; Syngnathiformes; Callionymidae
Product: elastase-1-like
Exons: 8
Coding region: 46-852 (268 amino acids)
Biological process (GO): proteolysis
Molecular function (GO): serine-type endopeptidase activity
Source: RefSeq, a predicted model, not a curated record
GAAAAGGAGUGCUUGGUCGUUGCAGAGACGUGACAGACUGCAGACAUGCUGAGGUUUUUGUUGUUGACAACUCUGGCAGCCUUGGCGCUGGCUGAGGAGCAGCCUGAGCCCAGGUAUCUGGAGGACAGUCCUGAAAGGGUUGUUGGAGGUGAGGUGGCUUCACCAAACUCCUGGCCCUGGCAGAUUUCUCUUCAGUACAGAUCAGGCAGCAACUACUACCACACCUGUGGAGGAACUCUGAUCGAGAAGGGCUGGGUGAUGACUGCUGCCCACUGCGUGGACAGCUCAAGGACCUGGCGUGUAGUUUUGGGCGAACACGCUCUGAACAGCAACAGCGGCCGCGAGCAGAUCAAGUCCGUCAGCAAGGUUUACAUCCACCCUGGAUGGGAUUCCAGCAGCGUCGCUAAAGGUUACGACAUUGCCCUGCUGCGUCUGUCCUCUGACGCCACCCUGAACUCCUACGUCCAGCUGGGCUCCCUGCCUCCGUCUGGCCAGAUCCUGCCUCACAACAACUUUUGCUACAUCACCGGAUGGGGUCGCACCUCCACCGGCGGCAGCCUCUCCCAGCAGCUGAAACAGGCCUACCUUCCUGUGGUGGACCACAAGACCUGCACCAGCUCUGGCUGGUGGGGCAGCACCGUCAAGACCACCAUGGUGUGUGCAGGUGGCGCUGCUGAGGCUGGUUGCAACGGCGACUCCGGCGGCCCUCUCAACUGCUUGGUGAAUGGAAAGUACACAGUGCACGGCAUCGCCAGCUUCGUCUCAGGCUUCGGCUGCAACGCUCGACAGAAGCCCACCGUCUUCACCCGCGUGUCUGCCUACAUCAGCUGGAUGGACUCGAUCAUGUCCUAAGGAGAAGAUGGCAUCUCAUCACAUCUCCAUGAGACCAACUACAGCGCUAGCAUCUGGCUUCAUCUCAACACAAUAAAUGGGUCAAACCUU